This is a messenger RNA of Teleopsis dalmanni, 1550 nucleotides long. RefSeq names its product probable tubulin beta chain CG32396 (gene betaTub65B). Gene Ontology annotation, biological process: microtubule cytoskeleton organization; mitotic cell cycle. The transcript has 2 exons. The coding region runs from base 56 to 1387 and encodes 443 amino acids. Lineage: Eukaryota; Metazoa; Arthropoda; Insecta; Diptera; Diopsidae. The record is from RefSeq and is a predicted model, not a curated record. Gene Ontology annotation, cellular component: cytoplasm; microtubule. Gene Ontology annotation, molecular function: structural constituent of cytoskeleton; GTP binding; GTPase activity.
AAUACAAUUUUGGGUACCUUCAAAAUUAUUUGUAAACAAAAUUUUAAAUUUACUAAUGCGGGAGAUCAUCACAAUACAGGUUGGCGCUUGCGGAAGUGCUAUUGGCGACGCCUUUUGGCAUGUUAUUUCACAUGAGCACGGAGUUGACUAUUCCAAUGGAAGCUUCAAGGGCACCAAUCCAUUACAAUUAGAACGGAUAAAUGUGUUCUUCAACGCAACCGCCACAAAACGUUUUUAUGCCCGCACUAUAGCCGUCGACAGCGAUCCUAACUCUAUCCUUACAUUAAAAUCGAAGAGUGCACUUUAUAGGCCAGAAAAUUUUGUGUUUGGUCCUGAAAGCACUGGUAAUAAUUUUGCAAGAGGUUAUCACAAAGAUGGCAAUGUUAUACUGGGCGAUGCACUUAACAAUAUAAGAAGGGAAGCUGAAUCUGUAGAAUCUCUACAAGGUUUUCAAAUAUUGCAUUCGAUUGGUGGCGGUACAGGUUCUGGUUUCACUUCACUUUUAAUGAACUCAAUGGUGGAAGAAUAUACUGAUAACUUGAUAUCUAACUACGUUGUAAUACCGUCAAAAAAUACAUCCCAAACUGUUGUGGAACCAUAUAACGCCUUACUAAGCAUACCCUCUUUAGUGAAUAACUCACAUUUGACCUUUUGCUUGGAUAAUGAAGCGCUAUUUAAUAUUUGCAAACGAAAUCUUAAAAUUGAACUAUCCGGAUAUGAGCACAUCAAUCAUAUAGUUGCCUUAACAAUGUCUGGUAUUACAACUUGUCUACGUUUUCCUGGACAACUAAAUGCUGGUUUACGAAAAAUCUAUGUUAACAUGGUACCAUUUCCUCGUUUACAUUUUCUAAUUCCAGGUUUCGCACCGUUAGCUACCUGUCAAGAACGAAAAUUUGCACAAGGAACAGUUGCUGAAUUAGUACAACAAAUAUUCUCUUCUAAUAAUCUAAUGUGUGAAAUAGAUUUGCGAGAGGGCAAACUUUUAACUGCAGCUGGAAUAUUUCGCGGACGUCUAUCUCCACGUGAAGUUGAUCAGUUAAUGACAAAUGUCCGAAACAAGAAUAUUGGAAAUUUCGUAGAUUGGAUACCAAAUAAUAUAAAGACCGCUAUUUGUGAUAUACCGCCGCGCGGGUUGAAGAUGUCAGCCACAUUUAUUGGAAACACCACAGCUAUUAAUAAACUUUGUGCACGAAUAAUGGAUACCAGUACAAUUAUGUUAAAGCGGAAAGCACAUUUACAUUGGUUUAUCUCAGAAGGAAUGGAAGAAGAGGAAUUUUAUGCUGCGCAAGAAGAAUUGCAAGCAAUAAUGAAUGAUUAUAAAGAAAGUGGGGAACCACUUGCAGACGAAAUGGCAAAUCCAUGUGCAUAUUGUGUCGAAGAGGAAUAGUAUAGUGAUAUAAAAAAAUAAACUGUUCUGUAUAUCAUGUGAUGUAGAUGUCGACAUGAAAUAAAUGUAUGAGUCGCAAAAAUAGAAAAUUUCCAGAGCAAUUGAAAAGCAUAAUCACAGCUACUAAAAUUCUAUAAAACAACCCGCUUCAUUUUUCUAAAUU